AUGCUAGGCGGGAUCGCCUUCGUCCUCGGCUCCGGGUAUCUGUGGAAUCAGCUUACGCCCGACGCCACCAAGAAUGUCCCCAUCAUCGGGGACGUGCUCUCCACCGCCGCCAACUUUGCCAAGGUCGUUGGGAAGGAUGGCAAGGACACGUCAUCAUCGUCGAGCAGCAGCAGCGGCGACCAGCUCAUGUCGCAGGUCAGUAGCCUCAGGGAGGAGAUACGGCGAGCUCUACGCGAGAGGGAAGAUGUCACGGUCAUCGAUAAUACUUCAGGCUCGGGUGCAUAUACAAUAACAGCUGUUGUUGUUGCGGGGCUUGUCGGAUAUGCGUAUAUUAGGUGGAAGGGAUGGAAGAUUAGCGAUUUCAUGUGGGUCACAAAGCGCGGUCUGAAUGAUGCCUGCAACGUGGUCGGAAACCAACUGAACGAAGUUACCGAAACAGUCCAUGUUACAAAGAAACAUCUAGCAGGAAGGAUUGACCGGGUAGAUGCUACUCUAGAUGAAACACAACAAAUAAUCGAAGGGACAAGGGAUGAGGUCGCAGUCAUCCAUGUAAAUCUUAGCAGUUUCCAAAAGGAGCUGCAAGAAGUUAACCGUACAGUUGAGAUAUGGGGUUCACGGCUUUGCUGUAUCGAAGACACCCAGGAUCGUACUGUGCGUGCAACUGAAGCCUUGGUUGGUUUCAGCCAACAAAUGGAACAUGGCCAGAGUAAUAAUUUUCGUCAGAUCUCAUCAUUUGUUCCAACUCUAGGAUCAUCUUCAGAAAAUAUCUUUAGAAGGCUACCGCCUCCUCCUCCGUUAGCUUUGGAAACCUCCUCAUCAGCAGCUGAAUCAGUCUCUACAUUAGAUGAAACCCUGGAAAACCGCAAGGCGCUUCCACGUGAAGGAAGCACAAGGUGGAAACUACCUGGGCUUGGCUUUCUGAGGACUGCAUCCAAUGUAUGAGAUGACACGGGCAUGUACAUGCAUUGAAGAGGCAGGGGAAUACCCCUUUUCAGACGUGUUGGAUGUAGAACUACACGGCUCAUUUUUGUACGUAGAUACAAUC
Messenger RNA from Lolium rigidum, 1045 nucleotides. RefSeq lists its product as uncharacterized. The record is from RefSeq and is a predicted model, not a curated record. The coding region runs from base 1 to 942 and encodes 313 amino acids. NCBI's taxonomy places the organism in Eukaryota, Viridiplantae, Streptophyta, Magnoliopsida, Poales, Poaceae. The transcript is spliced from 12 exons.